AUGGAGUCUCGUUUAGAACCAGAACAGAAAAGCAAAGUGGAAAAAACUCAUAGUGAAGAUGCAGAGAAACAACAGGAGGAAAAUACAGAAAAGCUGGUGUGUGAUGGUGGUGUGGAUCUGUUUGAAGAUUCCAGAGUGGAGGAUGAGCUCUCAGCUGAAGAACUACAGAUGUUUGAACAGGAGAAUCAGAGGCUGGUGAGUGAGAUGAACAGUCUGGUGGAUGAAGUAAGACAGAUUGAAGGAAAGGUGGUAGAGAUUUCUCGGCUUCAGGAAAUCUUUGCUGAGAAAGUUCUGCAACAGGAAACUGAGAUUGACAACAUUCAUCAACUGGUUGUUGGUGCCACAGAGAACGUUAAAGAGGGAAAUGAGGACAUUCGAGAGUAUUUAACAGCUGUCCAGUCUCGAUUUCUGAGUGCAUGUGGUUCAGCAAUGAUGCAUGAGACACAGUCUCUCUUUAUAGGGACCCAACAACUUGGAAUAAAUAGGAUCCCCACUCUGUGGAAAACUUCCUGCUUGGUUCCUGUUCCCAAAAAGUGA
Messenger RNA from Trichomycterus rosablanca, 537 nucleotides. RefSeq names its product syntaxin-18-like. The record is from RefSeq and is a predicted model, not a curated record. Gene Ontology annotation, cellular component: SNARE complex; endoplasmic reticulum; membrane. NCBI's taxonomy places the organism in Eukaryota, Metazoa, Chordata, Actinopteri, Siluriformes, Trichomycteridae. Bases 1 to 537 code for a protein of 178 amino acids. The transcript is spliced from 8 exons. Gene Ontology annotation, biological process: retrograde vesicle-mediated transport, Golgi to endoplasmic reticulum; intracellular protein transport. Gene Ontology annotation, molecular function: SNAP receptor activity.